Messenger RNA from Aphanomyces astaci, 549 nucleotides. RefSeq lists its product as hypothetical. The transcript has a single exon. The record is from RefSeq and is a predicted model, not a curated record. Bases 32 to 424 code for a protein of 130 amino acids. Lineage: Eukaryota; Oomycota; Saprolegniomycetes; Saprolegniales; Verrucalvaceae.
AUUUUCAAUUUUACAAAGCCAAGUCAACAACAUGGGGGGCGUUUCGAGCACGUGGUACAUUUACUCGCCCGUGGGAACGUGCACCCAACCCUCCUUAAGCUCCCGCGUCUGCGACGGUGUGUGGGACGGCAAAGCCAACACGUGCACGAUCUGGGACCCAACCUUCACCAAGGACAAGUGUCAGAUCAAGUCGGACUACCAGUGGGCGGCCAAGGUCAAUCAGACGCAGCCCCCCGUGACGAUUAAGCAGACGGCGGCCCCGACCCCUGCGCCGACCACCAACCCCUCGUGCGCGUGCACCGGCGGCAGCAACUGCGCCAACAAAGUGUGCAAUUCGUGCGUGAUCAAUAGCAUCUGCACCACCGCGUUUGCCACGAAAGAAGAGUGCACCAUGUUCAACAACGGCGCGUACUGGUGCAAGUAACCAGCAAGUUUGUGUUCAAUCGGCAACCGACUAAACGUAGCGUAACUAACUGUAAUCAAGUGUAGUAUGCCUGUACACGCACACAUUUGCACCUAAAACUUCAAAUGACAAUGCCGACACUUACU